Molecule: messenger RNA, 609 nt
Organism: Didymodactylos carnosus
Lineage: Eukaryota; Metazoa; Rotifera; Eurotatoria; Philodinida; Philodinidae
Source: the annotation of a GenBank genome assembly
AUGAUAAUCGCAUUGAUUCGGUUUCGUUCUUUUUUCGUGCCGAUAUUGGGUUUACUAUGGACAUUGUCAUGUAUCAUGAGUGCACCGUUUGAAUUUCUACCAAUAGACAUGUUACCAAAUUCUACAACGUAUCGAUUCAAUUAUGAUGGAAAGUUAUUAGGAAUGAAAAUAUCUGGUGUUUGGUUUGUACAAGCACUUUGGUCGAACAACAAUCAAGAAAUUGUUGGCUAUCGAAAUUGGCAGAGCAUAAUCGGCGAUUUUUCUGAAAUAUUUUAUGGUGUGUCAUAUUUAAAUGGAAGUUAUAUUCAAGCAUUAGUAGAUCCAGUUAACAACACGUGUAUACAUAUCUUUGUAGAAACUGUUAAUUGCACAGGAUGGUUACAGUUUGAAGGCCAGAAUCUUUCCAGAAAUACAUGUGAUAUACAACGUGAUGGAACAGAAAUUAAUGGGCAAAUGAUAAUUGAUAUUACUUCCUCAACGAUCGAUCGAACAAUGCCAUUCAAUUUCACCGCAGUUAUAAGAAUAGAUAAUCAAGAAAGUGAAGUUAUUAUGAUUUUCUCAGAAAAAUAUACGGACUCAACGAUGCCAGAAGUCCUUUGCUUUUUUUAA